Molecule: messenger RNA, 1019 nt
Organism: Trachymyrmex septentrionalis
Lineage: Eukaryota; Metazoa; Arthropoda; Insecta; Hymenoptera; Formicidae
Product: cdc42 homolog
Exons: 5
Coding region: 307-882 (191 amino acids)
Biological process (GO): small GTPase-mediated signal transduction
Molecular function (GO): GTP binding; GTPase activity
Source: RefSeq, a predicted model, not a curated record
GCCAGUUGCAUGGAGAUUGAUGGAGAUCCGGCUUUAAUCGAGGCUAAAGGGUCUCUAAAAAAUCGAGAUUGUCGACGAAGAGAAAAAUAACAUAUAUGGCAGGAUAGGGGCGCGUGGAGUUAAAGCGUAAUUUGUGCAACGAUUUCAUAAGCUUGCGGCCGUCAAGCAAGACUCCUUGAAAUACAUCGUAUUCGUUACCGCCACACCUGAAGCCACAUCUGCCGUGCCGUUCGAGAUUAUGAGCUGCGGCGGUCUUAACCUUUAAUGACAGUUUCGUAUAUUCAGGUCACAUAAGAAACACCAAAAAUGCAGACGAUAAAGUGUGUUGUGGUAGGCGAUGGAGCAGUUGGUAAAACGUGUCUCUUGAUUUCGUAUACCACAAACAAGUUUCCUUCUGAAUAUGUGCCCACUGUUUUUGACAACUAUGCAGUAACUGUGAUGAUAGGAGGUGAUCCAUAUACAUUAGGAUUAUUUGAUACAGCAGGUCAGGAAGAUUAUGAUAGAUUGCGUCCUUUAAGUUAUCCUCAGACUGAUGUGUUUCUUGUGUGCUUCUCGGUUGUGUCACCGUCAUCAUUCGAAAAUGUAAAAGAAAAGUGGGUACCAGAAAUAACGCAUCAUUGUCAGAGAACUCCAUUUUUACUCGUCGGAACUCAAAUUGAUUUAAGAGAUGAUGUCGCAACAACAGAGAAACUUGCAAAGAACAAACAGAAGCCAAUAUCUGGCGAGCAGGGGGAAAAACUUGCUAAGGAACUCAAGGCUGUAAAAUAUGUAGAGUGCAGUGCUCUGACGCAGAAAGGAUUGAAGAAUGUAUUCGACGAAGCUAUUUUAGCUGCAUUGGAACCACCCGAGCCAGUGAAGAAAAGGAAGUGUAUACUUCUAUAAGGUGACAAAUUAUUGCCAUCGAUGGAAUUUAUGCUCGAUUUCAAAACGACACUGUAGUAUCAGGCGACGAUCUUGUGUGUAGUAUACUCUAUAUUAAAUAGAAUUAAAUUUGCCUCUAUAGUUCGUAAUCGUAUUUG